Molecule: messenger RNA, 1502 nt
Organism: Coccinella septempunctata (seven-spotted ladybird)
Lineage: Eukaryota; Metazoa; Arthropoda; Insecta; Coleoptera; Coccinellidae
Product: protein RRNAD1-like
Exons: 9
Coding region: 134-1471 (445 amino acids)
Source: RefSeq, a predicted model, not a curated record
UCUGUUCAAAAUGCACUAUUUAUUUAUUUAUUGCAUAUGUCAAAGAAAUAAAAUAGGUUAUGUAAACAUGUGAAGAAUGACAAGUUUCUGAAUAUGUAUUUCCUUCAAUAAUUUUCAAUUUAUAGUUUCAGAAAUGGAAGAAUUUUUACAGAAACAAAUACAUCAAGGAUUCAUAAUUUAUGAAAAUUAUAAAUGGCUCAUAAAUUCUUAUGUUUUGGAUUUUUUUACUGAGGACCAUUGGUCAAAGUUGCCUGAGAGUUGGAAAAUGUUGAAGAAGUUGAAUGUAAAUGAGAUUGCUGAAUUGUUGGACCAAAAUGGACACUCUAAAACGUUCAUGUUUCCUCUAUCAGUAUUAGCUUUGAAAGUAAUUUUCCAAAAUACAAAUAUAACCAGGAUUCAAACCAGAAUGAAUUUCUCAUGUGAUAUGGUUAAAGAUGAAAAAUUGAUGAAGAUGUUCUGGAAAAGUGUAAAACUUAAAAAAAGACAUGAGAUACUUGCUAUGUCUGAGCUGUGUAAGGAAAUGGCCACAAAAUCUGGGUGUAUUUACAUAGUGGAUAUUGGCUCAGGUCUUGGUCAUUUGAGCAGGAUGCUUGCUUAUGGUUAUAAUUUUGAGGUUUGCUCAAUUGAAGCAGAACCUUAUUUGACAGAGCAAGCAAAAAUAUUGUCUGAGAAUUUUGAUACAUUUUUCAACAAAAAAUUUGGACACAAAAAGCAAGCUAGGCAUGUAAACAUAAGGAUAGAGCCUGACAUCAAUAAUAAUGAGUUUUUAAACAUUAUUUGCUCAGCAUUUGGGAUUGACAAAAAAGAUUUCCAAUUUGGAAUAGUUGGAUUGCAUCCAUGCGGAGAUUUAGGCCCUACUUUGAUUCGAUUAUAUAAUGAAAUCCCUAAUAUAAAAUAUAUUAAUGUUGCAGGGUGUUGCUAUAUGAAGUUAUCAACAAUAGAAUCUCUUCAUGCAGGUUUCCCCUUGAGUCAAUAUGGGAAACAAAGAAAAUAUGAACUGUGCUAUCAUUCAAAGGAAAUAGCUUGUCAUGCCAUAGAAACUUACAUUGACAAACUAAUGGAAGGGGAGUAUUGGAAGUUGAAAAUACAUGCCUAUCGGGCAACAAUUGAAAAGAUUUUAGCUAAAAUUCAACCCGAAUAUAAACAUAUCCCUCUUGCUAAUGUUAAGUAUGCAAAAGAUCUUGAUUUCAGAAGUUAUUGCCACAAAGCAACAGCGAAACUAUUGGGUGACAUUAUAGAUGCACACCAAAUAGAAAAUGAAGAGAUUCAGCAUUGUUUAGAACAGUGGAAUUCUGUUGUAAUAUUCUAUUCUUUUCGUUUGUUUUUUGCCCCUUUAAUUGAAUCUAUAAUUCUUUAUGAUAGGCUUUUAUGUUUGAUAGAAAAAGGCAGCCAUGCAGAUUUAAUUCCAGCUUUUGACAAUAGGAUAUCCCCCAGAAUGCAUGUGCUACAAGGAUUGAAAAGACAAAUCUGAAAUAAUUGAAAUAAAUGAUAUUUUAAAAAGA